AUGGGGGAGCGGAGACGGCUAGGGGGAAGGCAGAACAACGCAGACGGAACCUCCCACGGUUUCGACUCUGAGCUGCGGCUGCCGCCUACGUCCCGGCUGCCCAGCCCCUCAGUUCCGCUCGGCCCGGAGCACGGCCCCGGGAGCCUGAUCGAAUCUCCCAAACCUGUGUUUUCCCUGCGUGUCAACCCCUCGCCUCUCCACUGCUAUUCCCUGAGCAGCCUGCAGCGGAGAAAAGGAGAGAGGGCAGACGGUCGUCACCCAGGGGCGCCUGAGGUGGUGGCAGGUCCUGGGAUCCGGGAGCUUGACCUGAAACCCAGCGCUCACGGGCACAAGCUUCCGGGGUUCAAAAUCCGGCCCAGUCGUUUCCUUGUUGUGCCAUCUUGGGCAACGCUCUUCACAUGCCCAGGCCUCAGGGUUUUGGCCGCAGACAAGGAUCACAGCUUGAAGACAGAACGAGAAAGGCCUGGAAAAGAAAGGAACGACACAGGACCCGAGGCGGGACACAGGUCAGCUGUCAUCUCGGAGCAUCCGCAUCACUACCGGGAUCCGCACGAAUGCAUCAGGGCCACGCAAGGGCCUGCCCGGGGAGGCUGGGCCACGCACCCACCCGCCCCACCCCCAUCGACCCCUCGUCCGCAGCGGCAGGCUCGGGACCGGCACCCCGACGGGCACCUCUUGCAAGCAGAGGCAGAGGCAGCGAGCGCGCGGGAUGGAUGCGGAUGUGGGCGAGCUGGGCCCGGCUCGCAGGAGGCCACGUUGAGCGGGUGCAUUUCGCCGACAAACGUACAACUGCCCCUGAAGAGUAACACAAGUGCCAGCCAGCCUUCCAGGCCCUUCCCCCAAGUGGCUCUCUUCCAGCCGGCCCCAGAGCCUGAUGUGGAGUCCUUCUCCGGAGCUGCCUUCGUGGGCGUCCUGAAGUCUGUUUCCCUUGAGCAGUGGGGGCGGGGAAAGGGAAGCCGUGCCAGCAUCCGCUUCCGAAACCGCUCCCACCCGACACGGUCUCGCUACUAUUUAUCCGCACUUGCCCGCGCCACUCCCCACGCGAGCGGCAGGAGCGCCGCGGCCCAAGGCCAUCUGCAUUUAGACGGUUGGCACAUCCCCUCCCCAUGGGGAACCCACGAGCUCAGGGUGAAGCAGAGUGUGUUUCAGAUCCGCCUGUUCUUUGUGGAUUGGGGGGUGGCAUCCCUGUCCCGGCUGGACCCUCGGCUUCAGCGUUCACACGAGGUUACGGUCAGGUUGUCGGCCGAGGCCAGGAUGUUGUCUGAAGGCUCGACUGGGGAAAGACCUGCUCGGUGGGCUCUUGCAGGGGUCAGCAACGCUGUUCCCCGAGAGCUCACGGACCGAGGGCCUUGGGUCCAGGCUGUGGGCGGCUGGUGGCUGGAGGCAGCCCUCGGUCCCUCGCCACGGGCGUGUCUCCCACACACCACGAAGGCAAUGGAGAGAGCUGACCGGCGAGACAGAAGCCGCCGUCUUUUGUAACCAAAACACAGAAGUGACAUCCAUCACCUUGGCUGCAUUCUGUUCAUGAGAAACAAGUCCCAGGUCAUGCCCCGCCUGCCAUCCCGGGAGGCAGGGGACCAUGGGGCCAUCCCAGAAGGGUCCCGGCCACAGGAUAAUUCAUUAAAGCUCUUAGCACCGCGGUCA
Messenger RNA from Felis catus (domestic cat), 1644 nucleotides. RefSeq lists its product as uncharacterized. Bases 1 to 1479 code for a protein of 492 amino acids. The transcript is spliced from 6 exons. NCBI's taxonomy places the organism in Eukaryota, Metazoa, Chordata, Mammalia, Carnivora, Felidae. The record is from RefSeq and is a predicted model, not a curated record.